This is a messenger RNA of Elgaria multicarinata webbii, 1714 nucleotides long. RefSeq names its product sulfotransferase 6B1-like. Gene Ontology annotation, biological process: sulfation. Gene Ontology annotation, cellular component: cytoplasm. The record is from RefSeq and is a predicted model, not a curated record. The transcript is spliced from 6 exons. The coding region runs from base 359 to 1213 and encodes 284 amino acids. Lineage: Eukaryota; Metazoa; Chordata; Lepidosauria; Squamata; Anguidae. Gene Ontology annotation, molecular function: sulfotransferase activity.
AAGCACGUCGCAAAAGUGUGCUUUAAUGACAGUCCUGGGUAUUUUCCACUCUUGUUUUCUUUCGCAUUUAUUUGCAAAGCCAGGUUCCAGAGAACCAGUGGGUUUUUUUCUUCUUCCUUCCUUUGGGUAAUUGCUGCUUAUCCGAAUAACCUUUAUAUUGCUCUGCAGUUAUUGCAAUCCAUAAAGAUAAGGCCAGAAAUACCUUUUCAAGAUGUAACAAGGUGCAUAAAUAGUCCUUUUUCGAUUCUAGCUUCUCAGUUGCCGCUGACAAUUUCCUGGCAAGAAUUCAGCUUCUUAGCUCUCUCGCUGUGGAGGCAAUAUCUGAUCUAACUGAGAUCCUUCCCGGGCAAUAUUUCAAAUGUCGCAGAAAGAAGAUGAACUCAUUCAUACGUUCAAUGGCAUUACUUUUACUACGAGAUCAUCGCCAGAGCUUUUAAAAUCCCUGGCUACCUUUGAGGCGAGAGAAGAUGAUGUUCUUUUGGUUUCCUAUCCAAAAUCUGGCACUCACUGGCUGGCUGAAGUCAUAAUGCACCUCUAUGACUCUAGAGCGGCUCUAACUUCUCCAAUUGAAUUUGGAGAUGUUUCUAAACUGGACCAACUGAACUGUCUGUCCUGCAAGCGAAUCAUUCCAACCCACCUGGACAGCAACAUGCUACCACCCACGUUCAAGCUCAAACAAUGCAAAGCGAUCUACAUUGUCCGGAACCCAAAAGACAUCGCUGUUUCCAUGUACCAUUAUUACAGAGAAAACCCAAACCUCCCUACGGUUGAUUCCUGGUCAACCUUCCUGGACAUCUUCUUAAAAGGAGAUGUUGUCUGCGGAUCCUGGUUUGAUCAUGUUUUAAGCUGGGAGAAACACAGAAAUGACAACAGCACCCUGUUCUUGUUCUACGAAGACAUGAAAAGGGAUCUUCCUAAGGUCGUGAAGAAAGUAAGCGCCUUCCUGGGGGUAAACACCAAUGAGAGCGGGAUUAAUGAGAUCUGCAAAAAAUCUUCAUUCAGUGAGAUGAAAACCAACACAGAGAAAGAGAACCAUGAUCCAAAUCAUACUGUCUGCGCGCUCACAUCCAACCGGAAGCUGAUAUUCCGAAAAGGUGCCGUCGGUGACUGGAAGAAUAAUUUCACUCCCAAACAGAACCGGAUGUUUGAAGAGACAUUUAACAAGAAAAUGGCAUUCAGCGAAGUGGCAGAACAUCUUGUAUAUGAAUACUGAUUUCAAAGCAACCAGCAGAAAUUGACUGUACGGAAACGUGUUUGCUGCGGGUCAGUAGAUAUUGAAAGGGCUUGUACUUCCCAGAUUCAUGUACUUGAUUUCCUAAAAAAGGAAAACAGAACGUGUAGAAGUGAGACCUGCAUCAAAAUGUUCCAGCAGUGCCGUUCCUUUCCACACCUCUCAUUUUGCAUCUCCUUCUCCGAACCCAAAGAAAAACACACACUCAACAGUCAACUUUCCAUGACUAGCGAGCACACUCAUGGUAUGCGGCCUAGAAUAUGCCGUGCAUCCUUUACGAUACCCAGGGUUGCCCACUCAAUAUCUCCCUGUGGGUGGGAAAUUUGGAAGCCACUAACCAGUUCUGUAGAUAGAAUCUACAUUUUCCAAUGAGUGGACUUCUUUGUCUAUGCCACAGCCUAAACCAGGGCGAAUUGAUUGCCUUUUGACUGUUUGUCCUCAGUUUAAUGUAUACUUGCAUAAUAAAUGUCUGAUUACACAUGA